AUGAUUGAUCUUGGAAAAAGGAAAAAAUUUCAAGGUUUUCAUGGUGGACAAUUGAAACCAUCUGGAAGUUUCUUAUCACAAUCUUUGAGGAUCUCCUUAAUGACACUUGUAAUUUUAAGAUUAGAAGUGUCAAGUACUUGUAACUGGAUGGCUUUGCAAAGGCAAUUGGCGGCUUCAAGAUUAGUGAGAUCAUUCAAACGAGAGCAACAUUGUCCAGCAUUUCCGUCCUUACUUCCACCAUUAAAAAUAGCACAUACACUAAAUUGUUGGACAUUCUUUGAGCAAUUUGCUAGAACAGUAGAAGGUGGUGGGGGAGUUGAUUGUGGAGGGGGAGGAGAAUUCAAUGUGAUAGGAGGUGGAGGGGGAGCUGUGUUGGGAGGAGGUGGCAGAGUUGAUUUUGGAGGUGGAGGGGGACUCAAUAUCGGAGGUGGGGGAGGAGUUAAGUGGGGUGGGGGUGGUGGAGUUGAUGUUGGAGGUGGUGGGGGAGUUGAGUUUGGAGGGGGCGGGGGCUGGGGAGUUGCUGUUGGAGGUGGAGGGGGCUUUGAAAUGGGAGGGGGCGGGGAAGUUAAUAUAGAAGGUGGAGGGGGGGUUAAUGUGAGGGGUGGCGGAGGAGUGUUGAGAGGGGGCGGGGGAGUUGAUGUUGGAGGUGGAAUGGGAGUUGAGUUGGGAGGGGGAGAUAAUGUGAGAGGUGGCGGAGGAGUUGGGAUGGGAGGAGGAGGAGUUGAUAUCGGAGGUGGAGGGGGAAUUAAAAGAGGUGGGGGACUAUUAAGUUCAAUAGGUGGUGGCGGGCUUACAAUUUCUAUAGAUGGUGGGGGGUUUCUGAUUUCUACUGGUGGAGGACUUUUUACUCCAAUGGGCGGUGGGGGACUUUCUGAGUCAAUAGGUGGUGGUGAACUUUCCGAAUUGAAAGGAGGCGGAGGACUUUCUAAUUCGGAAGGUGGCGGGGGACUAUCUGAAUCAACAGGAGGAGGUGGACUUUUUGUUUCAAUAGAUGGUGGAGGAGUUUCUAAUUCAACUGGUGGUGGAGUGCUUUCAACUUUAACAGGUGGUGGUGGAUUUUCAAUGUCAAUGGGUGGUGGAGGUGCACGUUCAGAUUCUAGAGGUGGUGGGGGACUCUCAAGUUCGAUAGAUGGUGGGGAAUUUUGGGAUUCCACAGGGGGAGGGGAAGAUCCUGAUUCAACAGGUGGAGGGGGACUUUCUACUUCCAUUGAUGGCGGUGGAAUUUCUAUUUCAAUAGGUGGUGGCGAACUAUUAGAUUCGGUAGGAGGUGGGGGACUCUCAAAUUCAACAAGUGGUGGAGAAUUUCCAGAUUCCAAUGGCGGAGGAGGAGUUCCUGAUUCAAUGGGCGGACUUUCUACUUCAAUAGAUGGCGGUGGAGUUUCUGUUUCAAUAGGGGGCGGUGGACUUUCUAUUUCAAUAGGUGGCGGAGGACUUUGUGAUUCCAUUGGUGGAGGAGGACUAGUUGAUACUGGUGGUGAGGGACUUUCUAAAUCUACAGGUGGAGGAGGAUUACUUGAUUCAAAAGGUGGCGAGGGAGUUUCUAUUUCAGGUGACUGGGGUGUUUCUGAUUCAACUGGGGGCAGAGGACUUUGUAAUUCGGAAGGUGGCGGGGGACUAUAUGAAUCAACGGAUGGAGGUGGACUUUUUGUUUCGAAAGAUGGGGGAGGAGUUUCUAAUUCAACUGGUGGUGGGGGGCUUUCAAAGUCAACAGGUGGCGAUGGAUUUUCAAUGUCAAUAGGUGGUGGAGGUGCACGUUCAGAUUCUAGAAGUGGUGGGGGACUCUCAAGUUCGAUAGGUGGUGGGGAAUUUUGGGAUUCCAUAGGGGGAGGGGAAGAUCCUGAUUCAACAUGUGGAGGGGGACUUUCUACUUCCAUUGAUGGCGGUGGACUUUCCAUUUCAAUAGGUGGUGGCGGACUAUUAUGUUCGGUAGGUGGUGGGGGACUCUCAAAUUCAAUAGGUGGUGGGGAAUUUCCAGAUUCCACAGGCGGAGGGGGAGUUUCUGAUUCAAUGGGAGGAGGAGGACUUUCUACUUCAAUAGAUGGCGGUGGAGUUUCUAUUUCAAUAGGUGGAGGAGGACUUUGUGAUUCCAUUGGUGGAGGAGGACUAGCUGAUACUGGUGGUGAGGGACUUUCUAAAUCUACAAGUGGAGGAGGAUUAUUCGAUUCAAAAGGUGGCGAGGGAGUUUCUAUCGCAGGUGUCUGGGGUGUUUCUGAUUCAACUAGUGGCGGAGGACUUUCUAAUUCAGAAGGUGGUGGGGGACUAUCUGAAUCAACGGGUGGAGGUGGACUUUUUGUUUCGAUAGAUGGUGGAGGAGUUUCUAAUUCAACUGGUGGUGGGGGGCUUUCAAAUUCAACAAGUGGCGGUGCAUUUUCAAUGUCAAUGGGUGGUGGAGGUGCACGUUCAGAUUCUAGAGGUGGUGGGGGACUCUCAAGUUCAAUAGGUGGUGGGGAAUUUUGGGAUUCCAUAGGGGGAGGGGAAGAUCCUGGUUCAACGGGUGGAGGGGGAUUUUCUACUUCCAUUGAUGGCGGUGGACUUUCUAUUUCAAUAGGUGGUGGUGGACAAUCAGAUUCGGUAAGUGGUGGGGGAAUUUCAAAUUCAAUAGGUGGUGGAGAAUUUUUAGAUUCCUCAGGCGGAGGGGGAGUUCCCGAUUCAAUGGGCGGAGAAGGACUUUCUACUUCAAUAGAUGGCGGUGGAAUUUCCGGUUCAAUAGGUGGCGGUGGACUUUUUAUUUCAAUAGGUGGAGGAGGAUUAUUUGAUUCAAAAGGUGGCGAGGGAGUUUCUAUUGCAGGUGUCUGGGGAGUUUUUGAUUCAACUGGGGGCGGAGGACUUUCUAAUUCGGAAGCUGGCGGGGGACCAUCUGAAUCAACAGGUGGAGGUGGACUUUUUGUUUCGAUAGAUGGUGGAGGAGUUUCUAAUUCAACUGGUGGUUCCGGGCUUUCAAAUUCAACAGGUGGCGGUGGAUUUUCAAUAUCAAUGGGUGGUGGAGGUGCACGUUCAGAUUCAAGAGGUGGUGGGGGACUCUCAAGUUCAAUAGGUGGUGGGGAAUUUUGGGAUUCCAUAGGGGGAGGGGAAGAUCCUGAUUCAAUAGGUGGAGGGGGACUUUCUACUUCCAUUGAUGGUGGUGGACUUUCUAUUUCAAUAGGUGGUGGCGGACUAUCAGAUUCGAUAGGUGGUGGAGGACUCUUAAAUUCAAUAGGUGGUGGAGAAUUUUCAGAUUCCACAGGCGGAGGGGGAGUUCCUGAUUCAAUGGGCGGAGGAGGACUUUCUACUUCAAUAGAUGGCGGUGGAGUUUCUGUUUCAAUAGGUGGUGGUGGAAUUUCUAUUUCAAUAGGUGGCGGAGGACUUUGUGAUUCCAUUGGUGGAGGAGGACUAUCUGAUACUGGUGGUGAGAGACUUUCUGAAUCUACCGGUGGAGGAGGAUUAUUUGAUUCAAAAGGUGGCGAGGGAGUUUCUAUUGCAGGUGUCUGGGGCGUUUCUAAUUCAACUGGCGGCGGAGGACUUUCUAAUUCGGAAGGUGGCGGGGGACCAUCUGAAUUAGCUGGUGGAGGUGGACUUUUUGUUUCGAUAGAUGGUGGAGGAGUUUCUAAUUCAACUGGUGGUGGGGGGCUUUCAAAUUCAACAAGUGGCGGUGGAUGUUCAAUGUCAAUGGGUGGUGGAGGUGCACGUUCAGAUUCAAGAGGUGGUGGGGGACUCCCAAGUUCAAUAGUUGGUGGGGAAUUUUGGGAUUCCAUAGGGGGAGGGAAAGAUCCUGAUUCAACAGGUGGAGGGGGACUUUCUACUUCCAUUGAUGGCGGCGGACUUUCUAUUUCAAUAGGUGGUGGUGGACUAUCAGAUUCGGUAGGUGGUGGAGGACUCUUUAAUUCAAUAGGUGGUGGAGAAUUUUCAGAUUCCAAAGGCGGUGGUGGUGGAAUUUCUAUUUCAAUAGGUGGCGGAGGACUUUGUGAUUCCAUUGGUGGAGGAGGACUAUCUGAUACUAGUGGUGAGGGACUUUCUGAAUCUACAGGUGGAGGAGGAUUAUUUGAUUCAAAAGGUGGAGAGGGAGUUUCUAUCGCAGGUGUCUGGGGUGUUUCUGAUUCAACUGGUGGCGGAGGACUUUCUAAUUUGGAAGGUGGCGGGGGGCUAUCUGAAUCAGCUGGUGGAGGUGGACUUUUUGUUCCGAUAGAUGGUGGAGGAGUUUCUAAUUCAACUGGUGUUGGAGGGCUUUCAAAUUCAACAGAUGGCGGUGGAUUUUCAAUGUCAAUGGGUGGUGGAGGUACACGUUCAGAUUCAAGAGGUGGUGGGGGACUCCCAAGUUCAAUAGGUGGUGGGGAAUUUUGGGAUUCCAUAGGGGGAGGGGAAGAUCCUGAUUCAAUAGGUGGAGGGGGACUUUCUACUUCCAUUGAUGGCGGUGGAAUUUCUAUUUCAAUAGGUGGUGGCGGACUAUCAGAUUCGGUAGGUGGUGGAGGACUCUUAAAUUCAAUAAGUGGUGGAGAAUUUCUAGAUUCCACAGGCGGAGGGGGAGUUCCUGAUUCAAUGGGCGGAGGAGGACUUUCUACUUCAAUAGAUGGCUGUGGAGUUUCUGUUUCAAUAGGUGGUGGUGGACUUUCUAUUUUAAUAGGUGGUGGAGGACUUUGUAAAUCCAUUGGUGGAGAAGGACUAUCUGAUACUGGUGGUGAGGGACUUUCUGAAUCUACAGGUGGAGGAGGAUUAUUUGAUUCAAAAGGUGGCGAGGGAGUUUCUAUUGCAGGUGUCUGGGGUGUUUCUGAUUCAACUGGUGGCGGAGGACUUUCUAAUUCGGAAGGUGGCAGGGGACCAUCUGAAUCAACAGGUGGAGGUGGACUUUUUGUUUCGAUAGAUGGUGGUGGAGUUUCUAAUUCAAGUGGUGGUGAGGGACUUUUAACUUCAAUAGGUGGCGGUGGAUUUUCAGUGUCAAUGGGUGGUGGAGGGGGAGGAGAAGAUCCUGAUUCAACAGGUGGAGGGGGACUUUCUACUUCUAUAGAUGGCGGUGGACUUUUUAUUUCAACAGGUGGUGGCGGACUAUCAGAUUCGUUGGGUGGUGGGGGACUCUCAAGUUCAAUAGGUGGUGGAGAAUUUUUAGAUUCCACAGGUGGUGGCGGACUUUUAUGGUUAAUAUAUGGUGGCGGAGGUGACAAGGGACUUUCUGGUUCAACUGGUGAAGGGGGACUAACUUGUUCAGCAGGUGGCGGGGGACUCUUUGGUACAAUAGGUGGUGAUAGGGAAGGUGGUGGCGGACUUUUAGUAUUUACUGGUGGUGGUGGACUGCUCUUUCUAACAGGUGGUGGUGGACUUUGUGGUUUAAUUGUUGGAGGAGGAGGUGUAAGUGGACUUCUAGGUCCUACAGGUGGAGGGCAAAGUGGCGGUGGAGAUCUUAAUUUGGGAGGUGGUGGGGGAGAUUUUAAUAUAGGAGAUGGGGGAGGAGAUUUGGGUUUAGGAGGCGGUGUGGGAGAUUUGAAUUUAGGAGGUGGUGGUGGAGGAGAUUUGGGUUUAAAUGGUAGUGGGGGAGAUGUAAAUUUGGGAAGCUGUUGA
Messenger RNA from Oldenlandia corymbosa var. corymbosa, 5526 nucleotides. NCBI's taxonomy places the organism in Eukaryota, Viridiplantae, Streptophyta, Magnoliopsida, Gentianales, Rubiaceae. The record is from the annotation of a GenBank genome assembly.